Messenger RNA from Aedes aegypti (yellow fever mosquito), 517 nucleotides. RefSeq lists its product as uncharacterized. The coding region runs from base 52 to 510 and encodes 152 amino acids. NCBI's taxonomy places the organism in Eukaryota, Metazoa, Arthropoda, Insecta, Diptera, Culicidae. The transcript has a single exon. The record is from RefSeq and is a predicted model, not a curated record.
GAUUCGAUCUUAUAUAGGAAACAGAUCAACCGUAGAUGACUCUUCAGUUUGAUGUCAUCCACAAUGUCUCCUUUCGACCUGAUCAUCGUUCUUCUCGCUUUGCCGAUUAUUCUGGUUAACUGCUACCCACGUCCGGACGAAGAUCCCUCCAAGAAGUGUGAAGACGAGCUCGUCAAACUGAAAGCGGCCAUUUCAACUGUGUCAAGUUCCCAACCAGUUAACAACGAUCUUCUUCCCAAUUUGACCAAGUGUCCGAAGUUGAUCAUGACUAGCGCGAUGUUGAAAGCCGUAGCUCAUGGUAUGAUGGCCCUGAAAGAUCGAGGCGUAACCAACAUGGAGGCGCAGCUGCUGCGGGAGUCAUUCGAGGAAAAGCUAAACGAUAUCGCCAAGAACAAGGAAAUCUUCGAUCAGACCCAGGGACAAAUGGCGGAAAAGAUCAAUAAGCUCCAGGCGGAACUGACCAAAGUGCAGAAGGAAAUUAGGGAACAGACUUUAUUAAUAAAACAUUAAAAUAAUA